Molecule: messenger RNA, 1513 nt
Organism: Struthio camelus australis
Lineage: Eukaryota; Metazoa; Chordata; Aves; Struthioniformes; Struthionidae
Source: RefSeq, a predicted model, not a curated record
AUGUGCUUUUUCCUCUCCACUUGUCUGAAUGUGUUGCAGGGCUCCCAGUACGAGCUGAAAGAUAAUCCGGGUGUCCACCCUGCUACCUUUGCUGCCCACACUGCCCCUGGCUAUUACCCCUACGGACAGUUCCAGUACGGAGAUCCCGGGCGGCCCAAAAACGCUACCCGGGAGAGCACCAGCACCCUCAAGGCCUGGCUCAACGAGCACCGCAAGAACCCCUACCCCACCAAGGGCGAGAAGAUCAUGCUGGCCAUCAUCACCAAGAUGACCCUCACCCAGGUCUCCACCUGGUUCGCCAACGCCCGCCGGCGCCUCAAGAAGGAGAACAAAGUGACCUGGGGCUCCAGGAGUAAAGAUCAAGAAGAUGCCAACCUUUUCGGGAGUGACAAUGAGGGAGACCCCGAGAAGAAUGAAGACGAUGAGGAAAUCGACCUGGAGAGCAUAGACAUAGAUAAAAUCGACGAGAACGACGGGGAGCAGAGCAAUGAGGAGGAGGAGGAGAAGCCAGAGCUCCUGAGACAAAGCAGUGAAGAGGAGCACUUGGAAAAAGAGAAAGAUUUGGCACUGUCAGGAGCUGAAGGGCUGAAACCCAAAGACACGAUGGCCAUGGUGAAGGAGGCCUCCGACACGCGAAUCAUAAGUCCCAGUGGACAGAACAAUUUACAGAUGCCAUCUCUCAGCAAACCCAAGAUUUGGUCUUUGGCAGAGACUGCAACCAGUCCUGAUGGCGCCCUGAAGUCUUCUCCCCCUCCACCCCCUCCUCCCCAGGUUAACCACACUUCCCCACAGAUCCAGCAUCCUGCUUUUCUCCCUAGCCAUGGACUCUACACAUGCCAGAUCGGCAAAUUUCACAACUGGACAAAUGGGGCUUUCCUCACUCAGAGUUCCCUGCUAAAUGUGAGGUCCUUUCUGGGAGUAAACCAUCACCACGCUGCUCAUCACAACCACCACCUCCAGGCCCAGCAACAGCCUUCUGUUUUAACAGCAACCCUGGGAGCCCUAAGUGGCGAAAAACCUUCAGAGAGGACCAGUCCCAAACACAUAGAAAGAGAAAAUGUACCAAGAACUGAAUCCCCACCUCAGCCGCUAAAAUCGCCUUUCCAGGCUGUCCGUGACAACUCUUUGGCUCAGCAAGAGGGAACACCGCGAAUUUUAACAGCUCUCCCUUCUGCUUGAUUAGAUGGUUUGGUGAAAAAAAAAAUUGCAAAGACUGGUAUUAAGGACAGGAAAAAAAAAACGGAAACGAUAUAAACGACUCCCAUCAAUCUCUUUUUGCAAUAAGGUGGUGCAAAUCCAUAAAAGCGAUUACACAAAUCUGUAGAUGGAUCCCCUUCUUCAUUGUACCAUUUCAGAUCGUGUUAUUCUAACCAUUCUUGGAUUAUUUGUUUGGUAAAUGUUUCCCAUGUGUUUGUGUUUUUUUCUGUAUAUAGAGUGAUUUCAGAAUGUAAAUAGCGCGUCAGCAAAACUUGUCUAAAUCAUAUAUUUUUGUCUAAUAAACUAAAUGAAACUA